AUGAGUGGAGAGCCGGACUCAGCUGUCUCGGAAUCAAGGAAAGGUCCCGAUGCCUCCGAGGCUGGGAGGAAAAAGGAGUUGUGGGAAGGAGCCGUGCAGAAGAGUCCGGAAGACAACCUCCCUUCUCCUGAUAUGCAGCGCCAGCAAUUCAGACACUUCCAUUACCAGGAAGCAGAGGGCCCCCGAGAGGUGCGGGAGAAGAUCGCGCAGGAGCGUUUCCACAGAGCGGCUUUUCCAGGUGGUGCCAUAAGACCGACGGUGGAUUCUUUGCCGUCUCCCUCUGGCAGAGAGAAAGCCGCUUCCAUUCAGCCUGAUCGGGGUCUGGUGACCUUUGAAGAGGUGUGUGUUCAUUUCACUGAGGAGGAGUGGGCUCUGCUGGAUCCGGACCAAACAAGGCUUCACAAGGAGGUCAUGGAGGAUAAUUUUCAGAAUGUGGCCUCUCUGGAGGCUGAUUGUCCACAAAUGAAGUCCGAGGGAAUACCAGAACACGUCCUGUUGGGCACAAAAGAGCAGAAACACGACAAUGGAACAAACUGGAAGAGGGGGAAUGACUGCUCUGCCUCUGAGGGUGCUGAAUCCCAGGUCUUUGAUACACACCGAAGAAUUGACACAGGGGAGAAACCUGAUAAAUGCUCACAGAGUAAAAAGAGCUUGGGUUGGAAGAGAGACUAUUCUGGCCAUCAGCGGCUCCACGUCGGAGAGACGCAUAAAUACCUGGAGGGUGGAAAGAGCUUUGCUCAGAGUUCAAACCUUACCUUCUAUCAACAUAUUCACAUGGGGGAGAAACCAUAUAAAUGCUCGCAGUGUGGAAAGAGCUUUGCUAACAAAACACACCUUAAGGACCAUCAACGUAUCCAUACUUGGGAGAAACCAUAUAAAUGCUUGGAUUGCGGAAAGAGCUUUGCUUCGAGUUCGAAGCUUACUAGACAUCAACGUAUCCAUACUGGGGAGAAACCAUAUAAAUGCUUGGAGUGUGGAAAGAGCUUUGCUAACAAGACUCACCUUACUGUCCAUCAACGUAUCCACACUGGGGAGAAACCAUAUAAAUGCUUGGAUUGUGAAAAGAGCUUUGCUUCAAGUUCAAAGCUUACUAGACAUCAACGUAGCCACACUGGGGAGAAACCAUAUAAAUGCUUGCAGUGUGGAAAGAGCUUUGCUCACAGUUCAAACCUUACUCACCAUCGACUUACCCACACUGGGGGAAAACAAUAUAAAUGCUUGGAGUGUGAAAAAAGCUUUGCUAGAAGAAAUGAUCUUAGGGCCCAUCAACGUAUCCACACUGGGGAGAAAACAUACAAAUGCUUGGAUUGUGGAAAGAGCUUUGCUUCGAGUUCGGAGCUUACUAGACAUCGACGUAUUCACACUGGGGAGAAACCCUAUAAAUGCUUGGAAUGUGGAAAGAGCUUUGCUAGCAAGACAGAUCUUACUGUCCAUCAACGUAUCCACACUGGGGAGAAACCAUAUACAUGCUUGGAUUGUGGAAAGAGCUUUGCUUCGAGUUCGCAGCUUACUAGACAUCAACGUAUCCACACUGGGGAGAAACCAUAUAAAUGCUUGCAGUGUGGAAAGAGCUUUGGUCAGAGAUCAACCCUUACUGUCCAUCAACGUAUC
This is a messenger RNA of Euleptes europaea (tarantolino), 1611 nucleotides long. Its product is annotated as zinc finger protein 660-like. Gene Ontology annotation, biological process: regulation of transcription by RNA polymerase II. Gene Ontology annotation, molecular function: RNA polymerase II cis-regulatory region sequence-specific DNA binding; DNA-binding transcription factor activity, RNA polymerase II-specific. The transcript has 5 exons. The annotation marks the transcript as partial. The record is from RefSeq and is a predicted model, not a curated record. Lineage: Eukaryota; Metazoa; Chordata; Lepidosauria; Squamata; Sphaerodactylidae.